Messenger RNA from Manihot esculenta (cassava), 2250 nucleotides. RefSeq lists its product as uncharacterized. The transcript has a single exon. The record is from RefSeq and is a predicted model, not a curated record. Lineage: Eukaryota; Viridiplantae; Streptophyta; Magnoliopsida; Malpighiales; Euphorbiaceae. The coding region runs from base 337 to 2031 and encodes 564 amino acids.
GUUCUCUCUCCAAUCCUAAAUGACCAUUUUACCCUGCCGCGAUGUCUCUUCCCAAUUAUCAUAGUUGAUCUGCUCCCUCUUCCUUGUCUUCUUUCGUGGACAUCUCCGAUUGCCGGAACGAGUUUUAACGAAAUGACGAAAACACCCUCCUUAACACCUGGCAAAGCAACAAAAUAGUCGUCAUUUCUGAAAAAGUACAGUUCUUUUUCGUCCACUCAAGAAAAGCUCCUCCCUUUUGUCCAUUCUUCCCCCUUCUCUUGACCUAGAAAAUAAAUAAAAUAAAAUUAGGGGAAAAGUGUGGCGAGAGCGAGAGUUCUUCAGUAGAGAUAACGGGAAAUGGACGGUAGCGGCUACAGGAUAGAGGCGGAACGGUGGCUCACCAUAGCUGAGAAGCUUCUCACAGCACGUGAUUUCCAGGGUGCCAAGAGCUUCGCAAUUCGAGCAAGAGAGUCUGACCCGAGGCUCAUGGAGUUUUCUGAUCAAAUUAUUGCCAUCGCCGACACACUUCUCGCCGGAGAGUUGAGAAUCAUUAGCUACAACGGCGGUGGUAGCCAUGACUAUUACGCGAUCCUUCAACUCCCGAGAUUGUCUCAGUCCAUGGAACUUGUUGCGAACCAGUACCGUAAGCUUGCUUUGUUAUUGAAUCCUACCAGGAAUAGGCUUUCUUUUGCGGAUCAUGCUUUUAGGCUCGUUUCUGAGGCAUGGAUGGUGUUCUCCAACCCCUCGAAGAAGGCAAUGUACGAUCACGAGUUGCAAAUGAGUCAGCUCGGACAACUCGGUCAACUGGGACAACUGGGCCAACUUGUCAUGCCUGGUCAAGAGUUCCCACAGGGGCAGUCUUCACAAGGAAAUGCGAGGAGAAGCCCUAAAAUCAGCAGGGAUGGUCGAGUAGUAGUGGACGAGGAUGACGUGGCUCAACCAGACCCAAGUCAGUCAACUCGCUUAGAAACUCAGCCGAGAAUGACUGAGCCUAUUCGGCCAAUUGCUCAGCAUAGAGUCACCGAGCUGAAUCGUCCUGUGCCUCAGGCUGUACCACAAGCAAAAUCAACUGAGCCUAUUCGUCCUGCACCGCAGCCUGUAGCAACUGAGCCGAUUAGGCCAGCAGCCCAGCCAAAAGCAACGGAGCCCAGUCGCCCAGCACCCCAGCCGAAAGUAUCUGAGCCGAGUCGACCACCUUCUCAGCCUACUGGUGUUGAGUCAUCACGUGCAACUCGGUCGACGACCCAGACAAGUGUUACUGAGUCAGAGAUACCGAGUUUCUGGACUGCAUGUCCUUACUGUUACAUUCUCUAUGAGUAUCCUAAGGGUUAUGAAGAUUGUGCAAUUAGGUGUCAGAAAUGUAAACGAGCGUUCCAUGCGGUAAUGAUACCAUCACCGCCAGUAACAGGUAAAGACACGUACUUCUGUAGCUGGGGUUAUUUCCCGUUGGGAUUUAAAGGCCAUGGUAGAGGUGGAGGUGGAGGUGGUUUUGGUAUUAAUUGGUCACCGGUAUCGGCAAUGUUUAGCACCCCUCAUCCAGGCGGUGGAAAAUCAAGCCAGAGCAAUCCAUCUAAGAGAUCUGAGCCGAAAGUGAUUUACAAAGAUGAUGACUUUAUAGAUAUUUCUGAUCCGAGUGGUGAUGAGUCGGAUUCGGAUGAUGAUGAUUGGGAUGGUAGAAGAAAGAAAUCAAAAAAUGCCAGAGGGAAAGCAACGCACAGUAAAAAUGUGAAGAAAUCACAAAAUGAGAGAGCGAAGAAGGUGAAUGUUCAAAAUGCGGAUGGCGGGAAUAAUGUGCAAGGAGAGGUGGUAGGGAAGGGGGAAGGAAGUAGUGGGAAGAAGAGGGGAACAAAGGAUUUGGGGAAGUUGGAUUUGAAUGUAAUGUUUAGCAACGAGGUGGAGGAGGCAGUGCCAGGAGUGAGUGAACGACAUGGAGCCGGAAAUGGGGAGGAGGAUAAUAUUGAAGGUAUUGGGUUUUUUGAGGGUCUUGACGAAUUUUUGAGUAGUUUGCCAAUACUCUCGGUUGUCGGGGAUGACAAAGUCAAGGCUAGUUAGUGAAGUAAGACCCUUCCAUUUUGUUUUUAGUUUUCAUGUAUUCUCCCUCUCUUCUUUUUAAAGUCCUUUGUUGUAUGGCUGUAGCAUUUAUCAUGGAGAGGUACCAGCAUUUGGUUUGCAAUUUAGCCUUGCUGUUGAAUCCAGUGUAUAUUUUGCAGGCAUUUUGCUUUCCUGAUCUGAUCUCUUACUUUUCUGAAAUGAUAACUUCUUCCCUGUUUA